Molecule: messenger RNA, 2343 nt
Organism: Bemisia tabaci
Lineage: Eukaryota; Metazoa; Arthropoda; Insecta; Hemiptera; Aleyrodidae
Source: RefSeq, a predicted model, not a curated record
UCAGACGUUCGGUAUACUGGUGGGCGGAGAAGAUGACAUGGAUUCACCUGCUCCACAUUUAAGACCCCUCAUGUGUGGGUCUACUCGCAGGCUCUAGAUGCUUGAACUGUGACAGGAACUUUUCGAACACCACUGUGGCUUUGGGAGACGAACUGGUUGGGUUUUCAGCUCUUGCUCUUUUCUGCGCAAAUGUAGCACGUAUCUCUACUCCUCUAGAUCCUGCCGAACUCUCCGCACUAGCCACUACUUGGGCUCAUCCCCAUGACUUGAGGCAGCGGGUACCAUUUGGAGACGAUAAAUUUCCAAAAAUGGUCAAGGAUAACAGGUUCAUCGUGGACAAGACCUCAUGGAUCGGGGAGGCACUUACAGGACCUAAACUGAAGCUGAUUACGCGACCCCGUCGGUUUGGAAAAACCGUUAACUUAUCUAUGCUAGAAACCUUCCUGACCAAGGAUGAAAAGGUAGAAGCAAUGAACCUUUUUGCAGGUUUCAGUAUCCAGAACGAUAGAAAGUUCGAAGAAAUUAGGAUGAAACAUCAGCAUAAGUAUGCUGUUUUUCAUUUUGAUUUGCUGUGUAUCUCCGUCGCCACUACGGCUUUGGAGUUUGAAAACAAAUUCCUUACAUACCUAAGAGAUGAUCUACUCGAAAUCUUUGUCAAGUACGGUCGGCUUCUUGAACCAAUGGAAGAAGAAAUGAUAAAAGAUUACUUACGCAAUAAGGACGGAGGCCUUCAAACACUUCUGCGUGGAUAUUCCCUAAUGAUAAGGAAACUUCAAGCUAACGAUUACAAAAUAGCUGUGUUAAUCGACGAGUACGAUGCGCCUUUUCAUCUGGCAAUUGCAGACGCAAUAGUUGGAACUGCAGAGGGAAAGCCUUUGGUUCUUGGGGAAUUGUAUUCAAAAACUUUGAUUUUGAUGCGAGAGUUUUACUUGUUUUUUUUCAAGGGUGGUAUAAAACUCUCUAUUGAUUGCGGUGUAAUAAUUGGGAUCACAUAUUUAGCAAGAUCUUCAAUUUUUUCUGAUCUCUCGAAUUUCAUGGCUUACACCACUCUUAAUGAUACUAAAUUUGGACCCUACUUCGGGUUUUUGGAUCACGAGGUCAAAUGGCUGAUUAAUUCCUCGGGGACAAACUUAUCAUUUGAAGGAUUUGAAGAGUGGUAUGAUGGCUACCACUUUGCCGGUAAUGUCAUAUUCAACCCGUAUGCUGUUGUGUCAGCAAUUCAUAAUGGUGUGUUUCAUGAUUACUGGGCAAUAUCAGGAUCUCUGAAGAUGAUCAAACACCUUAUUAAGUGUUCAGGCAAGUUCGGUAUGCUGGACCUGUAUUUUCUGCUGAGUGGACGGUCCUUAAGAAAGAAAAUCUACCACGAUUUAAUAUUUGAGGAUCUGAUACAAACAGAAGAGUCCUAUUGGACUCUUAUGACCCAUGCCGGGUAUGUCGAUGCAAAACCGGACAUGCAAACAUCAGAAAAUUACUACUCAUUGCGACUUCCGAAUAAGGAAUUAAAAGAAUAUCUAACCAGCAAUUUCAAAUGUGAAUUGGAUCAAACAAAGCGGAUUUAUGGUAGCUUUAUUGACUCUUUUUAUAAUUUAAAUGAUAAUGCAUCUGAUUUUAACAAAAUUAUAUCCGAUCGUUUCAACACUCGCGAGCCUAUAUAUAUGCUUCACGAAAUGGCGAGUUUAGAAGAAUUAAUAAACGUUUUUAGGUCUUUAUUCGCCGGUCUUGACUUCGACCACCGUUCGCUGGGCAAUUUCACUCUGAAUAAGGAACCAGCCUAUCAGAUCGUAUUUAUCCAUAAAGAAAUUGCACAUGUAUUUAAUAUUGCAAAGGUAGACACCGUAUCUGUUCACAACACUUCUCAUAAUCUUGAACAGUUACUGGACAAACCUCUAAUCAACGAGAAUUUGACAGUAUUUGAAAAGCUGAAAAUCUCAAAAGCAUAUAAAACCGCGAUCAUGAUCAUAAAGAAAGUAGGGAGAGACGUCGGUUCCGAAGCAUAUUGGACCAUCAUCAAAUCAAUAGGCGGUGCUGGGAUAAAAUUCAUGAUAAAUCACUAUUUCCCCCACAGUGGGUGAGUAGCUCAACAAGACUUCCCAAUCGGAAAUUUGACCUUGGUACAAGCUUGUUACGACAUUUUUUCACAUUUGAAUGUAGUUGCCAAGCUUAUCUUGCUAAUGUUCCCACAAUGUUAGCAGAACAUUUAUUUUACCUCUGAGACAAGCUUGAGCCCAAAGAUUGUGCUAAUGUUAGGUUUGUAAAACUGCUCCAAGCCCAAUAUUGGUAGGACAUUAUUUUACUUCCGAGACAAACUUUGGUAUUCAAUAUUGUGACAAUAUUAUGUUAAUA